GCGGCCAGGGCAGCCGCCUGCCGCCGGGCGCCGGGCGCCGCGGCUCGCCGAAGCGCGCCGGGCCGGGGGCCGGGGGCCGCGGCCGCCGCCAGCUGGGUUCAUGUUUGGGAUCCAGGAGAACAUUCCGCGCGGGGGGACCACCAUGAAGGAGGAGCCGCUGGGCAGCGGCAUGAACCCCGUGCGCUCGUGGAUGCACACGGCGGGCGUGGUGGACGCCAACACGGCCGCGCAGAGCGGCGUGGGGCUGGCGCGGGCGCACUUCGAGAAGCAGCCGCCGUCCAACCUGCGCAAGUCCAAUUUCUUCCACUUCGUGCUGGCGCUGUACGACCGGCAGGGCCAGCCGGUGGAGAUCGAGAGGACGGCUUUUGUGGACUUUGUGGAGAAAGAGAAAGAGCCCAACAACGAGAAGACCAACAACGGCAUCCACUACAAACUCCAGCUGUUGUACAGCAACGGAGUCAGGACGGAGCAGGACCUGUAUGUUCGACUCAUAGAUUCAAUGACCAAACAGGCCAUCGUCUACGAGGGCCAGGACAAGAACCCCGAGAUGUGCCGCGUGCUGUUGACCCACGAAAUCAUGUGCAGCCGGUGCUGUGACAAGAAGAGCUGUGGCAACCGGAACGAGACGCCCUCGGACCCCGUGAUCAUCGACAGAUUCUUUCUAAAGUUUUUCCUCAAGUGCAAUCAGAACUGUCUGAAGAAUGCAGGCAACCCUCGGGACAUGCGAAGAUUCCAGGUUGUUGUGUCCACCACGGUCAACGUGGACGGCCACGUGCUGGCCGUGUCUGACAACAUGUUCGUCCACAACAACUCCAAGCACGGGCGGCGGGCGCGCCGCCUCGACCCGUCAGAAGCCACUCCCUGCAUCAAGGCCAUCAGCCCCAGUGAAGGCUGGACCACGGGGGGCGCGACCGUGAUCAUCAUCGGGGACAACUUCUUCGACGGGCUCCAGGUCGUGUUCGGAACCAUGCUGGUGUGGAGCGAGCUGAUCACGCCGCACGCCAUCCGUGUGCAGACGCCACCUCGCCACAUCCCUGGAGUCGUGGAAGUGACGCUGUCCUACAAGUCCAAGCAGUUCUGCAAAGGUGCUCCUGGGCGCUUCGUGUACACAGCCCUCAACGAACCCACCAUCGACUACGGCUUCCAGCGGUUGCAGAAAGUGAUCCCGAGACACCCCGGGGACCCCGAAAGGUUACCCAAGGAAGUGCUGUUGAAGCGGGCGGCGGACCUCGUGGAGGCCUUGUACGGGAUGCCCCACAAUAACCAGGAGAUCAUCCUGAAGCGGGCGGCCGACAUCGCCGAGGCCCUGUACAGUGUCCCCCGGAACCACAACCAGAUCCCCAGCCUGGGCAACACCCCCGCACACAGCGGCAUGAUGGGCGUCAAUUCCUUCAGCUCCCAGCUCGCCGUCAACGUGUCGGAGACGUCCCAAGCCAACGACCAAGUCGGCUACAGUCGUAAUACGAGCAGUGUGUCCCCGCGAGGAUACGCACCCAGCAGCACACCCCAGCAGUCCAAUUACAACACAGUCAGCACUAGCAUGAACGGAUAUGGAAGUGGCGCCAUGGCCAAUCUAGGGGUCCCGGGCUCGCCAGGAUUUCUUAAUGGCUCCUCUGCUAACUCUCCCUACGGCAUAGUGCCGUCCAGCCCCACCAUGGCAGCCUCUUCGGUCACCCUCCCUUCAAACUGUAGCGGUACACACGGCAUUUUCUCAUUCUCACCUGCCAAUGUCAUCUCCGCAGUGAAACAAAAGAGCGCCUUCGCGCCCGUGGUCCGGCCCCAAGCCUCUCCUCCUCCCUCCUGCACCAGCGCCAACGGGAACGGACUCCAAGGCUCUCUGCUGGGUGCUGAGGACGUUACCGUGGAGAAGACAAACUGGCCCUUUUGUGAAGUCGGUGGCAUAUUUCACUUUGAUGAACUAAUGCUCAAAAAAGGAACUGGAAAGCUAUGUCUGGGCUGGUAGUCCCGCCGAUGUGAGGGGCCGGCGGGCGCCGCCCACAGCACCCAGCACCCGAGGACGGGCUCCCGGGGACACCGUCGGGUCUCUGAGGCUUGCCGGCGGAGACGCGGCAUCCGGGACGUUGGCUGACGCGGUCCCCAAGACUUUGUUGAAAGAGUUUAUUUGAACGGUCCAGAGUCACCCUGCAAGCAGCCAGCUUCUUCACGAACAAUUCCAUUUUCCUGACUGAACUU
Molecule: messenger RNA, 2193 nt
Organism: Sorex fumeus (smoky shrew)
Lineage: Eukaryota; Metazoa; Chordata; Mammalia; Eulipotyphla; Soricidae
Gene: EBF3
Product: EBF transcription factor 3
Exons: 17
Coding region: 101-1963 (620 amino acids)
Biological process (GO): regulation of transcription by RNA polymerase II
Molecular function (GO): RNA polymerase II cis-regulatory region sequence-specific DNA binding; DNA-binding transcription factor activity, RNA polymerase II-specific
Source: RefSeq, a predicted model, not a curated record